AUGUACGAAUUACCUGCAGACGAUAAGAAAUUGGAGAAUAUGGAUCUCUAACAUAAUUCCUUUGAUGUUAAAUUAAUUGAAGAUGACGAUGAAGAAGAUAAAAGUUAAAUCUCUCAAUUUUUGUAGAAUGUUAUUAAGUAGCCAGAAGAAAAUUUGUUUGAUUUGGAUAUCUCAGAGAGCCAGGAAUAGCAAAAUGAACCUAAGGAUUCGCUUUCUUCUUUAGUUGAUUAAAUGCUGUCAUCGAUUUCUAACAACUAAGAAAUACUUAACAAUAAAGUCAAUCUAUUAGAAGAGGAUGAUACGAUCGUAGAUACUAUUGAAGAGUUUGAAUUUCGAGAUUAUUAAAUAGAAUUAUAUGAGAAGGGAAUUGGCAAGAAUUCUAUCAUCUAUUUGGAAACAGGAUUAGGUAAAACCUUAGUCAUUAUUAUGUUGAUGUGGGAUCGUUUGUUUAAAUAUCCUGAUAAAAAGAUAGUCUUUCUAGCCAAUACCGUUUAAUUAGUAGAAUAAUAGGCCUAGCAAAUUAAGUAGAAAUUGCCUAGAGUUGCUGAAUUAAUAAGCGACGAUGAUAGUAUGAUAGUGAAGGCUAAGGAAAUUGGGUCCAAGUUAAAUGUAUUACAUGGAAGUAAAUGCACUGACAUAUGGAAUUAAAUUAUGUGGCAAAUUAUUUUAGAGGAGAGUAAAAUUCUAGUAAUGACUACCUAAAUCUUCCUCAACAUUUUAAGAAAAGGAUUGGUGAAAAUCUCUAAUUUCAGUUUUAUUGCAAUGGAUGAAUGUCAUAAUGCAAUAUAAGAUCAUCCAUACAACUAUAUUUUAAAAGAAUUUUACCUUAAAACUAAGUUUUAGUCUGAUAAUCAAUUUUUACCAUAAAUUGUUGGUGCAACUGCUUCUCCUGUUAUGAAUAGUAAAUCAGUCAGCAACAAUUAACUAUUAUAAGAAUUGCUUUAGUUAUCAGCAAAUAUGGAUUCAUAAUAUUUACAUAUAGAUGCUUAAAACCUUAAGAAACAUAUAAAAGAGGCUUAGAUUGUACCUAUCUAUUAUAAGAUGCUUUUCAAUGAUCCUGACAUCCAAAAAGUAAUUGAUUUAAAGGCAUCACUCACUAAUUGUGAGAAAAAUGAGAAUAAGGCUCUUGAUGUAAUGAGAAGAAACUCCUAUCUAACUGAGUUUUUUUAAAUAAAGUAAACAUUGGAAAAUUUCAAAAAAAAAUACUCAUAUGAUUUAUAAACUAAAAUCCUAAUUGCAUAAAUUGAGAAAUAAGUCCUAAUAAAUGGGUUUUAAAUGUAUUUAGAAUUAGGUCAAUAUUUAUUUGUAUUAUUGGUGGAAUAUGUUAUUAUUAAGUUAAAUGAUUUUUUAACCAUCAAGAGACCCCCAAAUUAAGCUGCCUGCUUAGACAUCUUAAAAUCAAUCUCGACCAUAUUAAAGGAUGCAAAAUUAAGAUACUCGAAUGUGUAACAAUCAUCAACUCCUAAAGUACAGGUCUUAUUUGAACUUAUAAGAAAAGCUUAUUCAUAAGGAGAUGAUAACAGCAGAAUUUUGAUCUUUGUGAAACAAAGGCUUACAGCCUUCUUUUUAAAUAGACUAAUAGAAGAAUAUUUGGCUUCAGAGAGAAUAAAUAUUGUAUCAAAUUUUAUAAUAGGACAUUGUUCCUCAAUGGUGAGAAAACAGAAUAAUAGCAUAAUGAUCAAUGUGAUUGAAUCCAAUAAAGAGGAUUAAGAAGAACUAAUUAAAAAACUAUAUGCUGAAUUAUAAAAUGAUCAAAGCAAAUUUUCAAUUGAAUAGCUUAAAGACUAGGUCAAUAGAUUGAACAUUUUUGCUUAUAGAAUUAGUUCUACAGUUUAAAAUGACAUUAUAAAUAAGUUUAGAUAAGGAAAAAUCAAGAUUCUAAUUUCUACAUCUGUGGCAGAAGAAGGUAUUGAUAUUCCAAUGUGUAAUUAUGUUAUUGGAUUCAAUCCAAUCUCAAGUUCAAAGGCAUACGUUUAAAUGAAAGGUAGAGCUAGAAAGGAAAAUUCAUAGUUUAUGAUAUUCAUGGUUGACAAGUUAUAGCAAGCUUAAGUGUAAAGUCAUCAACAAGUUUAAAACAAUAUUAAGUAGAUUAUUGAAGAAUUGACUGCUCCUUAAAGAUAGCAAAUGCUCAAUAAGGCGAUGCAAACUCUAUAGAGCAAAACCUAUGAAAACACUUAUUUUGAUUCAUUUGAAAUUGAGGGCUCGGGUGCUCUAAUCAAUACAAACUGGUCUUGCUAAUUAAUAUAGUAAUUGUGUUAGAAGUUCAACUAAAAGGAUGCUGAUAAGACUUAGCCUAAAUAUGCAAUUUAUUAAUUGCAUGGAAAUGCAUAGACGAAUCAGUAGUUCAUAGCCUUUUUACUUCUCCCAAUAUCAAUGAAAAGUUUCAUAUUUUAUGGAAAACUUGCUCCAUCUUCUAAAGAUGCCAAAGCAUCAGCUGCAUUUGAAGCAUCAGUGUAAUUAUAUUAGAAAGGAUACAUUGAUGACAACUUACAAAUCUGUUUCGAUAGUGAUUUGGGUUAACACAUUGGGGCAGAUUAAGAUGAUUCUUAAAUCAUGAUGACAAGAGAAUAAUGGCAAAUAGCAUGUAAAUACUCUUAGAGGUUGGUGCAAAGUUAAUCUACAAUGGGAGGGAAGGUUAAUUCAUAAAAAAGAUAUUAUACUAAUUUAUUCAAAACCCUGUUUUAAACAAAGGAUUAAGAAGGUUAGUUUGAAGAUUUCUUGCUUUAUGAAUGUCUAUUUUAGAACGAGAAAAUAUUGUUGGCUUUUCCAAAACAAAUGCUUCCUCAAAUCAGUAAGAGCGAAAACACUUUGUAAGCUCUUGGCAUUUAAUUUUAAUCAAUGUAGAAGAUUUCUAAGAGUUAAUAUGAAGGUCAUUAUAAAAAAUAUGUGGAGACAAUAAUCAAAGAAGAAAACUUACAAUAAUGGAGAGAUGACAUAUAUGCAAUUAUUAAUCAAAAAUGUUAAAUAAGAAUUAAAAGUGAGAGCAACUCGAAUUUACUUCUAAUAUUAAAGGGUUCAGUCAAGAGUAAAUUCACACUUAGCUAAAUCAUCAAUCAAUUUGCUUUAAGAUUCAAAGUGGAUCUAUUCCAGGAUAAAAUUAAAGAAUAGCUAAUUCAAAAAAUUUAGAUUAUCCCUUAGAAUAUCAAACCUCAUAUAAAUGAAGUUUUGAAUUCCACUAGUAAAUACAUUAAGUAUCUCACUUCUCUCCAAUAUUGCUAUUAAAAUGAAUUGGAUUCAUUGCAAUUAAAUUUUAUACAUUAUAGCGUUUCUGAUGUUGUUCUGAAUUUUGAUGUGAAAGAUAGAUUGGAUGAAAUUUUAUUCAAAUCAUUGGAUUUGUCGUCUCAUAAAUAUAAUGAAUUACUAUUAGGCCAUCAAUAUUAUAAAUUCCUUAUAGCAGUUGUAUUGUAUGCUAAUUAUUUUGAAAAUGAUAUCAAUAUUACCAGAGCUAAAUAUAAAACAUUCACAAGAAGCACUUAUGUAAGGAAUUGUUUGCUAGAGUCUUACCUCUUCCUCUAUUUACAUAAGAACGAUCUUAAUGAUAUAACUACACAAUUUAUUGGGCUAGAGAAAUUCCAAGAUAAUUUUGAUAUGAUGAUGGAAUAAUUAAUAUUAGAUGAUUUCUCAGUAGCCAAAAGGAAAUCAUAGAGAAAUACAAUUAAAAAUAAGAUUCAUAUAUCAAAUUAGGAAUUCUUUUAAUUCAUCCAAAACUCAUUAUUUCUAAUCUAAUAGAAUGAUUAGGAUUUAGUCAACGGUCUAAAUUGGCUUAGAACCUUUCGAAUAAUGACUUCUAUGAAGAUUCAUGUGAACUCAUCAUAAUGUUUAUAGGAAUUCCUGCCUGGUUUUGUGCCUCUGAGCGAAUAGACUAGGAAAAUUAAAAGAGUGUUCUCUUCUCUUGAAUAUAAAAUAAAAUACUAAUUCAAACACUUUGAAUUGUUGUUUUAAGCAAUGACUGAUAUUUCAUUUAAAUUUGUGAUUAAUAACAAGUUAAAAUUCAAGUAUUAUGAACAAUUUUAAAAGAAGGAAGAAUUUCAAGGGAUGAUAUAGGAAUAAUAAUGGAUUGAAUUUAAAAGUUAAUUUGAAUGCAUGAAUGAAACAGACUAGAAUAAUUAUGAAAAUUCACUCUUAGCAAUGUUAGGUAAAGCAUUAUGGAAUUAUCUAACAAUUAAAAUACUGAAUGAGAACAACUUGGAUUGUUUUGCAAUUAAAAUUGUUGGAAAGAUUCUUUCGAAAACUCCAUUUCUAGCAUAUUUAGCCAUUCAACUUGGUUUGUAGUAGUAUUUGAAUAGCAUCUAUUCAACUAUCCUCUUAAAUUUAGCAAGUGAAGUUGAAAAAUGUAAAGAUUCAUCCUUAGCUUUUAAAAUUGGUAAAAUUUAGAAAUCUAUACAUACACAAUGCUUAGAAACUGCUUUCUUUGCUCUUGUUGGUGCUAUCUACCUGGAUUCGAAUUGCAGUUCAAAUAUUGUAAUGCAAUGGGCUACAUUAAUAUUAGACAAUGUUUAAGUAUAACAAUUUUAUUCACCUGAUUUCAUAAAGAGACAACCAAAAUAUCAAUUUUAUCAAUGGUAUUAAAGUAACAUAGGAAACCCUUUCAAUUUUAAUCUGAUCAAAAUUCCACAUUAAGAUUACAGAAGAGUAUCCUAAGGAGAUAAAUUGUUCAUUCCUUAUGAUAUGUUAGAAGCCCAGAUAGUCAAUAUCAAAAAAGAUAAAUAUUAUGAAAUAUCAUAAUUGCAUAUUUAUGCUAAGAGCAAAGAGAAGGCUUGGGAAAAGUUGUAUGAAAUGAUUGAUUAUUGA
Messenger RNA from Paramecium tetraurelia, 4791 nucleotides. RefSeq lists its product as uncharacterized. NCBI's taxonomy places the organism in Eukaryota, Ciliophora, Oligohymenophorea, Peniculida, Parameciidae. The transcript is spliced from 8 exons. Gene Ontology annotation, biological process: RNA processing. Gene Ontology annotation, cellular component: cytoplasm. Gene Ontology annotation, molecular function: ribonuclease III activity; DNA binding; ATP binding. The record is from RefSeq and is a predicted model, not a curated record.